Mirounga angustirostris (Northern elephant seal) is the source of this 2561-nucleotide messenger RNA. It is a transcript of the gene NCR3LG1, whose product is annotated as natural killer cell cytotoxicity receptor 3 ligand 1. Gene Ontology annotation, cellular component: MHC class I peptide loading complex. The coding region runs from base 288 to 1211 and encodes 307 amino acids. The transcript is spliced from 5 exons. Gene Ontology annotation, biological process: peptide antigen assembly with MHC class I protein complex. The record is from RefSeq and is a predicted model, not a curated record. Gene Ontology annotation, molecular function: MHC class I protein complex binding; TAP complex binding. NCBI's taxonomy places the organism in Eukaryota, Metazoa, Chordata, Mammalia, Carnivora, Phocidae.
GGCCGGAACCUCCUGCGUGCCGUCCCGGCGCGCGGCACCUUCCCGCGGCCAGAGGAGUGUGAGGGGACUCGUCCCAGCUCGCUCCGUCGACUACCAGAGGGGACGCAAAGGCCCGGAAGGCCGCUCUGGGGCUCAGGUUAAAUCCGCUCCGUCUCCACACGGACUCAGUGCGUCGCGCGGCGGUUCCGUCCGUCUCACAGCGGCGGCUAGUUGCAUCAGGUCGCGUGCGCGGCCGGCGGCGGCUUCGGACACUGGCCCGGGCUCGGCCAGGCCCGCGGACCGGAGGCAUGGCGCACUUGCGGCUGCUCCUGCUGCUGUCUGGGCCUCAGCUUCUGGUCCUGUGGUGCUGUCCACCCAGCGCAGGUUUUCUGCAAGUGGAGAUGGCAGGGGAGACUCAGACGGUGCUUCUGAAUGACAAUGCCACUAUUAUCUGCAAAGUCCAGGGUUACCACCACCUGGACAUCACAAUUAUGGGUAUCACCUGGUUUUGGAAGCAUCAAGUGUCUGCAACAGAAGUUAAACUAUUUGAGUUUUUUGGAGACCACCAAAUGACAGUCCGACCUGGAGCCUCCGUGUCUCUACGGAGGCUGAAAAGGGGGGAUGCCUCGCUGCAGCUGCCAGGGGUCCAGCUACGGGAAGCAGGAGAGUACCGUUGUGAGGUGGUGAUCACCCCUCACAAAGCAGUGGGAACAGUCCAGCUGGAGGUUGUGGCUUACCCAGUCAGCAGCUUGUUUCCGGAGCAAGCCAUGGUGAAAGAAAAUGAAGAACAACUUAUUUUGUGUAUGGCAAGUGGGUUCUACCCCACAAACAUUACUGUAACAUGGAAAAAGUGGACCCAGAAGGAUCCCCAGUAUGUGGAGUUUUCUGAGGGCGUCUUCACUAAUUGUACCACCAAAAAUGAGGAUGGCAUGUUUAAUGUCACUAGCUUCUUGAUGCUAAAGCCCUCUCUGGAAGACAAUAUGACCAUCUACCAGUGUGUGGUAUGGCACAAAUCCUUGCCUACCUCCCAGAGGCUCAACUUCACCUUGACUAUGAUAGGAUCUCAGAAGUCAGCUUGUACUCUGAAGUACGUUUUUCUCUGUGCUGGAAUAAUCUUAGUAAUUGUACUGAUUUUAUUUAUUUUUUGGGAACAGGUACUACAUCAAACAAAUACCUUAUUCUCCAUCUUGAAAGCUUAUUCUCGGAACACCCAAAUUGACACGAGAGAGUAAACAACUAUAAUGAGGUGCUUUCAUUAUGAUGCAUUCAUGGCUUAUUCUGAUGGGGGAACCACUAGAAGAACAUUGGAAGUUCUUACACAGGAACAGCAGAAACACCAAGGUUUCUCAGUGAAUGCAUCUGUAACUGAAAUUACUUUUCCUGGUGGCUUAGAUAGCUUGCUCAAGAGCAGACUGUUCAAGGUGCCUUCCUUGAUAGCCUCCUGCCAAUCAGCUUAUCCAAGAAAAAGAGAGCAACACUUUCCAAAGAAGACAUACUACAGAUGGCCAAAAGACACAUGAAAAAGGUGCUCAACAUCACUCAUCAUCAGGGAAAUCAAAACCACGAGAUUAUUACCUCAUACCUGUCAGAAUGGCUAGUAUCAGAAAGACAGGAAGCAACAGGGUUGGCAAGGAUGUGGGGAAAAGGGAACCCUAGUGCACUAUAUUGAUGGAAUGUAAAUUGCUAGUAGCCACUAUGGAAAACAGAAUGGAAGUUCCUCAAAAAAUUAAAAAUAGAAUACCAUGUGAUCCAGUAAUUUGACUUCUGGGUAUUUAUCUGAAGAAAACGAAAACACUAACUCUAAAAGAUACAGAUACCCCUAUGUUCACUGAAGUAUUAUUUACAAUAACCAAGAUAUGGAAACAAGUGUCCAUUGAUGGAUGGAUAAAGAAAAUGUGAGACUGUGUGAUAAAGAAAAUAUAUAAUGAAAUAUAUGUAUAUAUAUAUAAUGGAAUAUAAUGGAAUUUUAUUCAUCCAUUAAAAAAAGAAUGAAGCCUUGUCAUUUGCACUAACACAGAAGGACCUUGAGGAUAUAAUGUUAAAUGAAAUAAGUCAGACAGAGUAAGACAAAUACCAUAUGAUCUCACAUGUGAAAUCUAAAAACAAAAACAAAAACCCAAGCUCAUAGAUAACAGAGAGCGCAAUGGUGGGUGCCAGGGGUGGAGUGGGGUGGAUGAAAUGGGUGGAGGUGGUCAAAAGGUACAAUCUUCUGGUUAUAAAAUAAAUUAUGGGGAUGUAAUAUACACCAUGGUGCCUAUAGUUAAUAGUACUGUAAUGCGUAUUUGAAAGUUACUAAGAGUAAAUCUUAAAACAGUUUAGAAAAACUUUUAAGAAAAGAAUAUUUUUAUAACUAUGUAUAGUGACAGAUGUUAACUAGACUUAUUUUGGUGAUAUUUUGCAAUAUAUACAACUACUGGAUCAUGUUGUACACCUGAAACUGAUGUACUGUAUGUCAAUUAUACUCCUCCCCCAAAAGUAACACUGUUUUUAGACUGUGGCCUGUUUCCAUUUCAAAUUCUACUUCUUAGUUCAAUGAGAUCCACCUAUACAUGCUAAUAUAAGAAUAAAAGUAUGCAGCUGCA